AUAAAAUACUGCGGGUUCCUCACUGAUUCGAGCACUCGUGCGGGAGAAAUAUAACAUCUUCUGCUCGGCGGUUUCCGCCGCCGGAGAUGUCUAUUGGAGUGCGUUACCUCACUGUACUCCGAGAGUUCAAGCCCUUUGGCCUCACAUCCGAGGAGCAGGACGGUAAGCCAGCAGAGGGCGUGCCAGAGAAAUACGAUUACUUUCUUUUUGGUCCGGAGGUCACCCGCGAGAGGGACGAUGUACCCCCCUUUGACAGCGACUUCUCUUCCGCUGGUUCAUUCUUCGAAUGCGGCGACCAGGAGCUAUUCAUUAGAGGAAACCGGAUUAUGUGGACCAAGGGUUUCGAAGUUCAUAAAAGAUAUAGCUCUACAAACAAUAUUAUUACUGCUUGCUGGUGUCGCAUGGAUGCUUUCCCUGAUGCACUUCUUUGUGUUUUAGAAAUCAAUAACUUAUCAAUAUACUAUGUAUCUGGUGAGGUUAUCUGUAUUCCUCUUCCUUAUACCAUCUCAAACAUUUGGCCCCUUCCAUUUGGUUUACUGCUACAAAAGUCGACAGAUGAACGCCGCACAUUAACAACUACUAGUUCAAUAUUAUAUGCACGAGAUAUUACUCGUACUUCAAAGGAUUAUCGUUGCCGGCGUUAUACUGCAAAUCAGCAUAAUUACUUUGACCCAACUCUCAAGGAAGACGGGGCUGCAUUAUCAUCACACUUGAUUUUGAAGCAUCCUAUGGGCGAACUACAGGCAACUUAUAUUGAAGAAAGGGGAAAAUUAUCUGCCAUGAAGGAUUAUGAGGAGAGGACAAUAUGGACAAGUGAUAUAAUACCUUUGAUGGCAUCAUACAAUAAAGAUAGGCUGCAGCAUUCUGUCUGGCUUGUAGAAGCUGCAGAUAACUGCAACAACGCUGAUGCUGGUACCUUGACUGAACGAAGUCCAAGUGAUUUUUGUCUGCACAAGUUCUCUCUUCGAAGGAUAUGGCAAGGAAAAUGUUCUCAAUUUGCUGCUAGUAAGGUGUUCCUUGCUACUGAUAGUGAUGGGGUUCCUAUUAUAUGUUUUCUGCUGCAAGAACAAAAACUACUUGCUGUGAGGCUCCAAGUUGAUGAUGGAGGUGAUGGAGUUUCUAUUGAUGUGAGGCCUCUCAUGAUCUGGAGUAUCCCUGCAAUUUCUGCUGCUCCAGUUUCUGUGACACGCCCUAGGGUCAAAUUGGCACGCCUAUCCUUCAUGGACAUAAUCGUGUUGGACUGUGAAAGUUGUCUUCUUCUCUAUUCAGGUGACCAAUGUCUAUGCAAGUAUUUAUUGCCAGUUGGUGUGGGAAGGGAUCCUAUUCCACAUGAUGAUAAUUCUUCAAAAUUACCUAGUGUCUCCCAAGGCAUGAAGAUCGUUGGAAUUGAUAAUGCUGUGGAAGAACGUUUAAAUAUAACCGUUAAUUCUGGCCAGAUAUUCAGAUGUACAUUGCGUACGAACCCAACUUCUUCUCUUGCAAAUGAUUGUAUAAUGGUGAUGGCUGAAGGAUUGCAUUCUUGUUCAUACAAUCAUGUUUUAAGUCUACUCUGGGGAAGUGGUUUUUCAACAAACUCGCAAAAUAAUAAUUCAAAUUCGGACUCUGAAUGGGAAUCUUUUUUAAGUACAGCGCACAAAAUCAUUGAUCUGCUUCAGUCUAGUCAUCCUUGUUUCCCUAAAAUGCCUACCACUUCAUGGGAUUUUCUGAUUAGUAGCAAUUUCCAUGCUAACUACGGUAAGCAAGUUUCAAACUCUCAUCUUUCGGUGGUGUCUGUAUUGAGUUCUAGAGAUUCUCGCCCUACUGCUGUUCACGUGCAUGACAAGAAAAGCCGAGAAGUGCUUUAUUAUACACAGCUUUUGUCAGAAAUGCUAGAUUCAUUGCAUGCCCUUUACGAGACCUUGAAGCUGAAUAAUCUUCGCAAGCAGGAUUUGUGGAAACUCGUUGUUCUGUUGUGUAAAAUUGCUGCUUGUUUAGGUGAGGCAAGAUAUGUGGAUUAUUAUGUUCGUGACUUCCCAUUAGUUUUAUCUGAUAUUUAUUUCUUCCAAAGGACUGAUACCCUAAGAACACCACCAAGCCUCUUCAAGUGGCUUGAAACUAGUCUACGGAGGGGAUGCCAAUUUGCUGAUAAAAAUGACCUUCCAUCUCUUAUUUUUAAAGGCAAUAGUAAUACCUUAUGCUGGGCAAGAAAAGUUGUAUGUUUCUAUAGUUUAUUGUUAGGUGCUGAGAGGAAUGGGAAGAAACUCUCGACUGGGGUAUAUUGUGACAUUGCUAAGGGAACUGCCCAAACACCGGAGGAACUUACUGUCUUGGCUAUGGUUGCUGAAAGAUUUGGACAUCCACAGCUUGAUUUACUGCCUGUUGGUGUUUCUCUUCCUCUUCAUCAUGCAUUGGAUAAGUGUAGAGAAUCUCCUCCUUCAGAUUGGCCUGCAGCAGCCUAUGUUCUCGUCUGUCGUGAGGAUCUAGCAAUGGCAUCUUUUAGGCCUUUGAACAAAGAAGAGCACGGACAAAACAAUGUAAAUUUAGCAUCUUUUUCACCAGCCUACAGGCUUCAUUUGCGGCCUGUGACAGUUCCUUCAUCUGUUUCUGAGAUUACAAGAGUGGGUAGUACUAAAAUAGAGGAUGCAGAUGCCCCUAAACCUGUGGAAGAUGGCAUGGAGCACAUUUUCAACUCAAGCACACAGUUACGUUUUGGUCGUGAUCUUCGUUUGAAUGAGGUUAGACGCUUAUUAUGUUCUGCAAGACCUGUGGCUAUUCAAACACCUGCCAAUCCUACUGCCACUGAUCAGGACUUCCAGCAGCAUCAAUUAUGGAAUCUUGCACAAAGAACAACUGCUCUACCAUUUGGCCGUGGGGCAUUUACUUUAGCCACUACUUACACUCUUUUAACCGAGGCACUAUUUGUUCCAAAGCUUAUAUUGGCUGGUCGAUUGCCUGCGCAACAGAAUGCAACAGUUAAUUUGGACCCAAAUUUAAGGAGCAUUUCGGAACUUAAAUCUUGGCCAGAGUUUCACAAUGGGGUUGCUGCUGGACUGAAACUAGCACCCUUUCAGGGGAAAAUGUCCCGAACAUGGAUUCUAUACAACAAACCUCAGGAACCAAAUUUCUCUCAUGCUGGAUUACUUUUAGCUUUAGGCUUGCAUGAGCAUUUACGUGUUCUUAUGAUUAGUGAUGUCUAUCGAUAUCUUUCGCAGGAACAUGACAUUACUACUUGUGGGCUAUUGCUCGGCCUCUCAGCAUCCUAUAGAGGAACAAUGGAUCCUGCAAUAUCAAAGAUUCUUUUGGUUCAUAUUCCAUCUCGUCAUCCAUCAACUUUUCCUGAGCUGGAAUUGCCAACAGUUUUACAGUCUGCAGCACUAAUGGGUAUUGGACUUCUAUACGAAGGGUCAGCACAUCCAUUAACUACAAAAAUUUUGUUGGGUGAAAUAGGGCGCAGAAGUGGCGGUGAUAAUGUGCUUGAAAGAGAAGGUUAUGCUGUCGCAGCAGGAUCUGCUUUGGGGCUUGUUGCUCUAGGCAGAGGCAAUGAUGCAUUUAAUUUCAUGGAUGCUUCUAUUGAUCAGCUUUUCCAGUAUACUGGCAGCAAAGGAGUUAACAAUGAGAAGCCAUUUCACAUAGGACCAUCAUCAGAUGAUCACAGCCGAAGCAUUGGGCAGAUGUUAGAAGGGACACACAUCAAUGUUGAUGUAACAGCACCUGGAGCGACAAUAGCACUAGCUCUUAUAUUUUUAAAGACAGAAUCAGAAGUUGUUGCAUCAAGACUUCAUAUCCCUUCCACUCAUUUUGAGUUGCAGUAUUUGAGGCCUGACUUUAUCAUGCUUCGGAUCAUUGCUCGUAGUUUAAUUAUGUGGAGUAGAAUUUGCCCAUCGAAAGGUUGGAUCGAUUCCCUGGUUCCCUCAAUUGUGAAUAUUGGGAUUGCGAUGUUAACAAAUGAUGCGAAUGAUAAUGAUGAAUUUGAUAGACAGGCUCUUGUACAGGCAUAUGUUAACAUUGUUACUGGAGCUUGCAUUUCUAUUGGGUUAAAGUAUGCUGGUACUAGAAAUGGCGAUGCACAGGAGUUGCUUUACAACUAUGUCAUUUUCUUUCUUGGCGAGAUAAAGUAUGUUUCUCACUCUAGUAAGAAUGAUUUUCCUAAGGGACUCCUGCAGCAUGUUGACCGAGGAACUUUGGAGAUGUCAUUGCAUCUAGUUAUUCUUUCUCUAUGUGUGGUUAUGGCUGGUUCUGGUCAUCUACAGACGUUUAGAUUACUAAGGUACCUUCGAAGCCGAAGUUCCGUGGAAGGUCACAUGAGUUAUGGAAUACAGAUGAGUAUAAGUUUGGCUAUUGGAUUUUUGUUUCUUGGAGGAGGUGUACGAACCUUUUCAACCAGAGAUAGCGCUGUUGCUGCUUUGCUUAUAACUCUCUAUCCACGUCUGCCUACUGGACCAAAUGAUAACCGUUGCCACCUGCAGGCAUUCAGGCAUUUAUAUGUCAUUGCUGCGGAGUCUCGCUGGUUGCAAACUGUAGAUGUUGACACAGGUUUGCCUGUUUAUGUUCCUCUUGACGUGACCGUCCCAGAAACUGAUCAUUUUUCAGAGACUAGCUAUAGUGAAGUAACGCCUUGUAUUCUUCCCGAGAGAUCAAUGUUGAAGAAUGUUCGAGUUUGUGGGCCUAGAUAUUGGCCUCAAGUUAUAGACCUUUUACCUGAAGAUAAAAGCUGGCUGAAAUAUGUGGUCAAGAGUGAUCCUCUUAAUGGUGGCCUCCUUUAUGUAAAACGAAAGGUUGGAUUUUGUUCAUAUGUGGAUGAUCCGAUUGGGUGCCAGUCUCUGCUCUCACGGGCAAUGCACAAGGUCCUUGAUAAACCAAGCUUGAGCAAUUCUUCCAGUAGAUUCAGGGAUGAAUGCAAGCGGGGCUCUAGUGGAGUUGAUCAAUUGGUUGGCACCUUUUCAGCUGAUCCAAGUUUGAUAGCUUUUGCUCAAGUUUGCUGUGAGUCCUCUUGGAAUAAUGGAGACGAUGUCAGUUUCCAGGAGUUCUGCUUGCAAGUAAUUUUUGAAUGUAUCAGCAAUGAUAGGCCAGCUCUUCUGCGGAUUUACCUCUCACUGUACACAACAGUUGCAUCGAUGUGGGAGCAGGUGAAAAGUGGCUGCGUUGUUUUUCAUGACUUAUCUUUUCUACACAGUUUGAAGCUUGCAUUAGCCUAUAAUGAAGCUUCGAACAGUGGAAGACUGUCUAGUCCACGAGGAGGCAUAAUACAGUCUACUUUUUUGGAAUCAAUCAAGAAGCAUGUAGAAGAAAUUCUUAAAAGUUCCUUAGGGUUGAAAGAUUGUUUGAUCAACUAUAUAAACUUGGAUAAUUGGACUCAUAACCUGUCUGGGUUUCCUCAACGGGAAGCCAUUCUAUUUUGUUGGUAUCUUCAAUGGUAUUCUGUACCACCACCUCAUGUAGUCAAGGAAGCAGUGCAGAAGAUCAAGGCAAAGGUUCCAACCUCCUCAUCCAUGGUUCCUCUGCUUCGAUUAUUGUUGCCUGAUACUCAUAUCAGAGCAAUUUCUGAAAUUGAUGAGCUCCUGCUAUCAAGUGGCUGAAAAUAAAUCGACCGUGAGUGGUGCAGGGACAGAAUUUUGAAUCACCGUGAUCUGCAUUUGGUCUGUCUGGACAGCUGAACGUUGCUGCUUCUAAUCUUGACUAUCACUGAAUCGUGGCUAUUGGAACGUUUGACAUUAUAUAGGGUGCAAGAACAUGCGGCAAUGAAGAAAAUAUAUUUCUUUCCAUUUGCUUGGUCAUCAUAAUCAACCAUUAUAGCCACGUCUUGGUUUACUCGGUUUCAUGUUAUUGAGCCGCUGAACUAGGGUUUUUUUUUUUUUUUUUAGUACUAUUAGGCAUUGAUCAGUAGAUCAACCAUUAUAGCAUCUUUGUUUCUUGUUAUACCAGAGUUUAUGUUACCUGUUAGUGGUAAAGCUUUACAGCGAUGCUCUCGACUUUUUAAUAAUCAUUUUGAGGUUAGUACUAUUAUAUUUUUUAUUAAUUUAAUUUCAAUAUUAUUCUGAUCC
This is a messenger RNA of Dendrobium catenatum, 6020 nucleotides long. RefSeq names its product anaphase-promoting complex subunit 1. The record is from RefSeq and is a predicted model, not a curated record. Gene Ontology annotation, biological process: metaphase/anaphase transition of mitotic cell cycle; anaphase-promoting complex-dependent catabolic process; protein K11-linked ubiquitination. The transcript is spliced from 37 exons. Gene Ontology annotation, molecular function: molecular adaptor activity. Gene Ontology annotation, cellular component: anaphase-promoting complex. The coding region runs from base 87 to 5555 and encodes 1822 amino acids. NCBI's taxonomy places the organism in Eukaryota, Viridiplantae, Streptophyta, Magnoliopsida, Asparagales, Orchidaceae.